CUUCACUAGUAAAGCAUUUUCUGCUUGUUUCGCGAGUCAAAGAGUGAACAUUAUGAUUAUAGUUACAUGUCCAGAAAGCGAGCCCACCAAGGGCCCGCUGCGCAAGGCAUAGGUUAGCAACUAGACAGGUAAGGCUACGACGCUAGCCCCUAAGUCACCAAGCUAGCGACGCGCGGCCGGUUCAGAGUGGACUAUCGUGGACGCCCCUCAUGGCUAAGCAGGCGGCUGCCGCUGUCUUGUGGCUAAGGUAGCAAUCUGGCUAUGGCUAAGCUAGCGAGCUGGAGUGGCCAUGGCAGAGCUAGCGAGCUAGAGAAGGUGGAGCUAGCAAGCUGGCCAAGAUUAGGCUAAGAGGCUGGCCUUGGCUGCCGGGCUAAGCUAGCAGGGUGGCCAGGGCCAAGCUAGCUAGCUAGCUGGCUAUGUAUGGCUAAGAAAGCAGCUGCUGCGCUAGGUCUCGCAAAGGAAGGAGCUACCAAGCUAGCCAUGGCUAAACACCUAGUUGUACGUAGCAAGCUAGCUAUGGCCAAGCAGCUAGCAAACUAGCUAUCGUGGCCAAGUAGCUAGCUUGCUAGCUGGUGCUAAAUAGGGCCGAGCAGCUACCUAGUAAGCUCGCAAGCUACGGCGCAGCAGCGAGCAAGCUAGCGAUGCCUAAGCAGCCAGCGCGCUAGCUAUGUCUAAGCAAUGCAAAGCAGCUAGUUCUAUAGCUAUGGCCAAGCAGGUGCCUUGCUAGCUAGCUAUGGCUAAGCAGCUAGCUAUAUAGCUAUGGCCAAGCAGCUAGCAGGCUAGUUAUGGCUAAGCAGCUAGCAGGCUAGUUAUGGCUAAGCAGCGAACAGGCUAGCUAGGGCUAAGCAGCCAGCAAGCUAGGGCCCACCUAAGAGGUGGCGCUGGCCCUUAAGGGAGGGCUUAUUAUCAGCCUAAGUCUAUCUCUAUCACAGCUGCUCCUGAAGGGGCCUCCUUAAGGAGCAUUAAAAUUAAAUACUAAUAUUAAAUUAUCGACCCUCUUAACUUGUUCAGGUUCUUGCACAUUAAGAAUUAUCUAUGAUCAUCAAUAUGCAACCAUAAUGAAGAAAAUCACAUAAUCUUCAUCAACGUAGCAAUAUUCUUGACACGACAUAACUUUAACUAAAAUUAGAAUGGGAAUUAUUUAUCACAAGAACUAAUACUAAAAUUGGAACAAUGGUCCUUAAUAAAGAUCAGUCAAAACUUCUAUCGCAUGGAGUACCUGCAGCUGUGAUUUAAUUUGAUUGGUUCUGAUUAACAUUAAUGAGCAGCAGUAUCUAUCAACAUCAUCGUUGAUAGGACAUGAUCGAGCUUCGGAAGUCGUUGAAGAUUUGAACCACGGAUGAUCUUCUUACUGCUCAGUUAUCUGCACAGAUGAGCCAUGUAGUACAUAGUAAGAUUAUUUGCACAGCUUCAGGCAGAUGAAGAACGUGUAGUAGUAGUCCAGUAUGAUUUAAACAAUUUCCGUCCUCGUAAUGGAAGGACCUCAACAACGACAUUGACAUGUGCCAGGAGCUGCGUUCUUCGAUACAGACACUAGUAACAUGCAACUGAGUAUUUAAUAGAACAACUACUUACGAUUGGGAAAUUAUUCAUCGCAAACUAUAGGAAGAUUCGUG
Amoebophrya sp. A25 is the source of this 1616-nucleotide messenger RNA. NCBI's taxonomy places the organism in Eukaryota, Dinophyceae, Syndiniales, Amoebophryaceae. The record is from the annotation of a GenBank genome assembly.